Molecule: messenger RNA, 6170 nt
Organism: Pseudomassariella vexata
Lineage: Eukaryota; Fungi; Ascomycota; Sordariomycetes; Amphisphaeriales; Pseudomassariaceae
Exons: 2
Coding region: 158-6037 (1959 amino acids)
Biological process (GO): protein K11-linked ubiquitination; anaphase-promoting complex-dependent catabolic process; metaphase/anaphase transition of mitotic cell cycle
Cellular component (GO): anaphase-promoting complex
Molecular function (GO): molecular adaptor activity
Source: RefSeq, a predicted model, not a curated record
ACCUGGAAGUCGCGUCUUGUCGACCAACGCGUUUCUCAACGGUCGAAGGUAAGAGCUAUUUGCCAUCAAUGUCCUCUCUAGACCGACAACUGUUUCUGCACUUGUUGCCAGCUUCACCGUUUUAUCAUAGGUGACUCAUGGAGCGGAUUCGUCAACUAUGGCCUCGGUGACAUCCCUCGGGCUGCACCAACCGACAGCGCUGCAAUAUGCGAUACAAGAACAGCUGAUCCAGGAAAAUGCGCCGAGCUCCGAUUACACCUGGGACAUCACCGUAAAUCAUCACGGAGAUGAUGUGGGGGAAGACGAGCUCCUCGUCACCAAAGACAGCGUCAUCUGGUCUCGCGGUAGCAUAUUUCGCAAGUGCUUUGGGUUCAAACUGGAGAGGGAACCUGUUACGCAGGCCUUGUUGACUUACUUUCCCGGGUCGGAGCAGGCAUCCCGCUAUGGAGCUGGCAAGUCUUUAUCGGACAGCCGGACGCUAUCGAAAGCCUUGGUAGUAUUUCUGAAGACACAAGCUCACAUCUACUUCCUGGACGGCACCAGUCAUGUCGUUCACAUGCCGUUCGAAGUCGAGUCGGCCUGCGCUGCUCCGCAAGGCGUCGUCAUUCAGCGAAAGCAACGGACCGACAGCAGUCUUGCAGCCAGCCUCAAGUUUCCUCGUGUACCGCCAAACUCGUUUAUUUCCCCCCAGUCCUCACCGGCGUCCAUACGAACCUCCCAACAGACUACAUUCACGACCGAAACCCUAGGUAGGCCCAAAGCGCUCCCUUUGCGCCUGCAGAACCCGCUAGACGAUGCUUGGGAUAUGCCUACGGAGAAGAAUGGGUCUCACUGGCCUCGGUUGGUGUCUUUGACUGAUCCUCUCCUCGAACUCGGACUUGUCGUUACGCAACCGGAUCGAUCGUCGAAGCGCAAGGCCCGCCAAAGCUCUGAAAAGGUGCCAUGCUUUCUCGACCGAGCUGAAGAAAUACUGCACAUUGAAGAAUUACCACGGCUAAGUGGCACGUCAGACAAGAAUGGCAAGGACAAGUUGGUAUUGGUCAUUACCAUGAAUCGAGAAACGAGCAUGUAUAGUGUCUGGAGGUUCACGUACAUUCAGAACGCCGAUCCGCUUCGAAACCCUCCAAACCCUGCCAAGCAAAAGACAGACCGUCGUAGGAGUUCAAUGCAGCCGGGUCUUGCGAGCGGCGUUACGUCUCCUUUGCAGCCAACCUUCAAAGAAAGCCUUGGGGCUACUCUCCCUGGGAAAAAAUCUCGAAAAAGCGAGAAGGUUGAAAGAAAUGAAAAGGCGCUUGAAAAGCUCGAGUCGUCACUUGGUCUCGACAAGGAAUCGGGCGUCACGCGACGAACAUCACGUCGGGUGAGCUCGAUGCUUGCACGCGCAGACCUGUCAGCUUCUCAGGACCGGACAGCGUUUGGUGAUCAGGCACAAAUCGCAAACCAUGCGGGCGCCCGCAGGGAGACAUCACAUGGAAGCUCGCGGGCACGAAUCAGCGGCGCUUUCCCGGGUGUCAGCUUCAGUGGCACCGUCACGCAGAGCGUCAAUGCAAUUGGCAGUUUUCUGGAAGCUCCAGUUGACAACCUGCUGGAAGAAUUACGUGCUGGCGGCGACUUCGAAGGUUUCCACAGCAUGGGGCUAGACGACCACGACUUCGAUGGCCUCACACAAGAGAUUAUGCUCACGAAGAUUCACAGCAUGCCAUUGGAUAAUACCAACGUCAGAUAUUCCCUCUCAAAACAGCCGGCCAGGACUCAUUGUAAAGUGUUCUGUCUUCCUGGGCCACAAUCAGCUGUUGGUGAUCAGAAUCGAUGCCAGGUCUUGAUCGGCAUCCAAGACACAAUGGAGAAGCGUUUACAGUUGCUUACGCUACACCUCCAGACAACAACCAGAGGCCAUCAUGCAUUUGAGUCCGACAAGACAAUCAUAAAUUUCGGUCAGCUCAGAAAAGCUCAGAACGUCAUUGACUCGUGUAAAAUUGUGGAUGGAAGCCUGUCCAUGAUUCUUCUUCUCUCCGAAUCCGGUGAUGGACAUCGUGAGCUAAGCCUCCAGGCCCCAUGGAGCCCACUGACAUCCAUAACCCUACCAACAAAACUUAACCUUUCGGAUCUGCGGAGCCUCGGUUACCGUGGUAGUCUGAUCGACCAUGAAGUCGGUAUGAGAAGAGCCGUAACCCCUGUAGUAGGAGAGAUAGCUGGAAUUCGCCAUCCGAAGCUCAAUGGCGUCGUCGACAUCUUGGACAGCGGAACCCAACAACUUCACCAGAUUCGCAUCCAACUCCGACCUACCUGUCCUCAAGUUGCGAAAAUUCUCCAGCUCCUUCGUGGUGUCUUACCUGAACCAUUUGGCGACAGAUUGCUGGCUGGCUGGUGGCAAAUCGUCGCAUGGCUUCGACAAGAGCAGGUGGAUGUUGCAGACAUGGAGUGGUCUGCCGCCGUGAUUCAGAUACUUUCGAUGUACCUUGCCCUCGGGACUGCUGAUUCUUACUCUGUUGGUACUCCGUUGGGUCAUAGGAGAAGCAAGAGUCAUCUCAGAUCGAGCAGUGGAGCAUACACGGACUCGAGUGAUUGGGAUACGAUGAAUGUUUUCGAGACUCCAAAUUCAUCGACUCACCCACCUUGGGUUGACCACACGGCGUGGAGAUGGGUCGUGGAACAAGAUGACAGUUCAUUUAGCAUGUUCCAGCAGAAACAAGGUACUGAGGACAUGGACUUCAUCUCUUCUCACUUGCGCCAUGCUCAAAAGUACUUAAUGUCGGCGCUUGGUGAGGCUGCUUGCAGUCCGGAGGGGUACUUGCCCACGGCUCUGCACAACGAUGAGUCCAGUCGAGUCCAAUGUGCCCAGGACAUCUUUGUUGCGCUACACUUGCUCCUGGAAGACCAGAAACUUGACAUCACUGCUUCUUACUCCGCAUCACCCGGGCCAACAAAUCUUCGGUCGGUGUUACUUCAAGUUGCCCGAUGGAUGAACUGGAGUCAAUGGGUAUAUUUAUAUGAAUUAGACAUGCCCGUAGACUUGCCAACGUCUGGAAGUGACAACACACGAGUUUCGCUUGCUCGGAUUCCGCAGGAACCUCCCACUUGGCACGUAUUUGACUGGAUCCAAGACAACUUAACUCAAAAAAAUACAGCUCAUCCGCAACCAAUACCGAUGGUCUUCUCAUCACUUUCACAAGACGCUAUCCCACGGACAAGAAUGUUUGUCAAAUUCUUCAAUCUCCUUGAGACCAAGAAGGCGUCACCUGUGGACUUUGUGGAAUCGAUGUACAGCAGCGGGAUCACAUCUGUGGUAUUGGAAUUACUCCCAGAAGCUGUCAUGGUGCCUCUUCAAGAUGCCAUUGCUCAAUGCCAAGCACAUCCGCCAUCCGCGUGGUCGAGAGACCUACUAGAUCUAGUGGACAGGAAGGACGUUGGUGUGGUGCUCUCGCCGUUAGAUGGAAGCCGGUUCCACUCCUCUAAUCUCAUUGCACCUUCGCACCUAGCUUCUUGGGACUUCAACUCCUUAUGUCAGAAUGUCAUGGAUUUCAACGACGCUCCCACUGAUGAUGUCGCCGAGAGCGAUAAACAGGCCGUUGUCCGGGCCAUCUUCAAGGAAGAUCGAAGGCUGGAAGAGACAAAGCUCAUGCUCAGUACCACGAAACCACGGGUCGUGCGGCUGGACCCACUUCCAGAAUGGACAGAACAGACCUAUCUCGAACAGCAGAAGGAAGUUGUGACACGGCUGGCUACUAACACGCUGUCGAUUCCUGCCGGGAGAGCCUUGAUGAACUACGGUUUGCGUUUCCCACUGCUGACCCAAAAGUUCCACAUCAACGGCUUCGUCUUGAACUGCACUAUCAAACCGUCAAAUACAACAGUCGGCGUAGACAAGAACCUCUUCAAGGAAGAGGAGAUUGCCUGGGGAUUCUUCCAUUCUGGUGUCGCCGGAGGUCUGUCAAUAUCUCGGCAAGCACAGGGUAUUGAUACGUCCUGGAUCCUUUACAACAAGCCCGGCAACGAUCUCAACAACAGACACGCUGGGUUCCUUCUCGCGCUGGGUUUGAACGGCCAUCUCAAAGGUGUAGCCAAAUGGGUUGCUUUCAAGUACUUGACUCCCAAGCAUACGAUGACGUCUAUUGGACUUCUCCUGGGCCUGGCUGCUUCUUAUAUUGGCACUAUGGACUCCUUGAUAACGCGUCUUCUCUCUGUCCACGUCACGAGGAUGUUGCCUCACGGUGCAGCUGAGCUGAAUCUUUCGCCCCUUACACAGACCACUGGCAUCAUGGGCAUCGGCUUGUUAUACUGCAACAGUCAGCACCGCCGGAUGAGCGAAAUCAUGAUGUCGGAAAUUGCACACAUCGAGACGGAAGAUGACGAGGAACCGCUGCGCAGUGAAUGCUAUCGGCUUGCUGCAGGAUUUGCGCUCGGCUUCAUCAACCUGGGGAAAGGUACUGAUCUCAAGGGCCUGCACGAUAUGCGCGUCACUGAGAGACUUGUCACCCUGGCUUCGGCUACGAAGAAGGUCGAGCUUGUACACAUUUUGGACCGAUCCAGCGCCGCUGCCGUUGUAGCUGUUGCGCUUAUUUACAUGAAGUCCGAAGAUCAUAUUGUGGCUCGUAAGAUCGACGUGCCAGAAGCAAUACUGCAGUUUGACUACAUUCGCCCUGACAUCCUCCUUCUCCGAACCGUCGCAAAACACCUUAUUCUUUGGUCUGAGGUCGAUCCCACACACGAUUGGAUUCGACGCAAUCUCCCACGUCGCUACCACUCCCGCGUCACUCCACCUUCUGAGCCGUUCGACAGUUCCUCACAGGGCCCUCUUAAUUCCACCCACCUGCCCUUCCUCACUAUCCUCGCCGGCCUUUGCUUUUCAAUUGCUCUCCGCUAUGCUGGUUCAGGUCGUCUAGACGUCCGCGACCUGCUACUCAAUUAUCUGCACGUGUUUUACGGCUAUUGUCAAUCCUCAUCGUCGAAAGCCAACUUUGAUAACCGCACCGUCCAAGUCACUGCGCGCAUGUGUCUUGACACGGUCGCGCUCUCUGCGGCUACAGUCAUGGCCGGCACAUGCGAUCUUCAGGUUCUGCGCAUCCUGCGAUCUCUCCACGCUCGCAACGAUCCUGAGACCACGUACGGCUCUCAUAUGGCCACACACAUGGCAAUUGGCGUCUUAUCGCUUGGCUGUGGCACGCAGACUUUCAACACAUCAAAUUUGGCCAUUGCAAGCUUGUUAGUGGCAUUCUAUCCAGUUUUCCCAGAUCAGGUGCAAGACAAUAAGAGUCAUCUGCAGGCAUUCCGCCAUUUCUGGGUUCUGGCCACUGACCCCAGGUGUCUGGUUACGAAGGAUGUGGCUACAAACACACCUGUCAGCGUGCCAUUAUCUAUCAAACUGAAAACCCCCUUGGGAACAGAGCCGGGACAACCCAGCGAAGAUAUGCGGACUACACCAUGCCUGUUGCCCCCUUUGAGCGAGAUUUUGAGUGUUCGUACGACCAGUCUAGAGUUCUGGAAUCUUGACCUAGACUUUGCCGGGCCAGGAGGCGACGAACUGAAGGAAAAGUUCACCAAGAACCAGGUACUCUAUCUAAGGCGGCGCCCAACGGGCGGUAAUCCAUUCGCGGCCACGAUGCUCGCUCUGGGUCGCCAGUCGUCACUAAAUACGCCGUCGGGGUCAACCGAGGCUGGGAGCCAACCACUUGAAUGGCUGUUUGAUGCAGUGCCAAGUCUGAAGAAGCUUACACAUUCGGAAAGAAGCAUUGUGCUCGACAGAGGCGUUGGCGGACCCGAUGUAGGCCUAAGUUGCGGAAGCGUGGUCGAUGCCAAAUUGGUACUGGAAGAAGGUGUGAAGAAUGGCAGGCGGGACGACUUAAUUGGCCUGAAGGGCCUCUUUGAGUGGGUCGAGUGGAGGGUGCGACGAUCUGAGGCUGAACGGAGAGAAAGGGUCAGCCAAGGGCAAGGAGAUGAAGAAGAUGGUUGGGACGGCGAGGGCUGGCUUAGAGCUAGUGUUGUCGAAGGUCUGAAGGGGAUGGUAUGGUUGGCCGGACGGACGGGAGGCAGUGAUUGAAAACAAAAACUAUAUAGGAACUAGAACCGGAAAUAAGGGUUCAUCAAUGACCUGGGCAUUGUGACAGUACUUGUCACGAGGCGCUCAUCUGGUUCUCAAAAGCAUUUGACGAAUGAAUGAUAAUGAUAGCAAC